Messenger RNA from Camelus dromedarius (Arabian camel), 1107 nucleotides. Its product is annotated as leucine-rich repeat-containing protein 37A3. The transcript is spliced from 2 exons. NCBI's taxonomy places the organism in Eukaryota, Metazoa, Chordata, Mammalia, Artiodactyla, Camelidae. The record is from RefSeq and is a predicted model, not a curated record.
UGAAGUCACUGCCCUUAUGGAUGUUUCCAGCACGUAUUCUGUUGCUGCAGACAACUUUAUGCCAACUGUUCAAUACAUCCAUGAAACACAAUGGAAAUACCACAACGUGGGCACUGAAUUACCCUCUAAACGCACUGGCUUCACUUUCCCAGGGCUUUCAUCCUUGGGUGAUCAGUUUGAAAUGCAGGUAAACCAGCAGCUAUGGUCCCUCAUCCCCAACAAUGACAUGAGAAGGCUCAUUUCUUAUGUGAUCUGAACUUUGAGAAUGGACUGCUCUGAGACCUACAUGAAGCUGGCCUGUGCCAAGUUCUUCUCCAGAACAGGCCUCCUGAUAAAGCUUCUCAGUGAGCACCCAAAAGUAAAGGUGUCCCAGGCAGAGGGGGAUACCGACCUAUGGAAAACCGAGAACUACAUCAGUGAGAGCACAGAAGCCCAGAGUGAACAGACAGGGCAGGAGUCACAUGAGCUCACAGAAGAAGUUCCAGAAUAUGGCUAUAAGAACAAACUCAUCUUGGCAAUAUCAGUAUCUGCGACUGCAGUAGUGGCGGUAUUGAUUAUAAUUUUCUGCCUUAUUGAGCUGCUAAGGACAACAAUUCAGAUUCAGAACCCACAAACUAAAAAUCACAGCUACUUUUCCACCUACCACUACUCAGUAGUCCUCUUCAGUCACAAGGGCUGAGAUGGGCUUUGCUCAUUUAUGGAAAAGUAUACACCCGGGAUUCUUAAAGGAACUCCAGUCCCAGGGGAUCUCUGGAAUUGAACCCAAGAUAACAAGCCAUUAGACUAUUUUGAAAAGUUGAGUUUAUAAAAGGUCUGAGUUGACAUGGUAGUAAAAUUUCUUCAACUCAAAAAACUGCACCUCAUCAGUCACUCUCAUUCCAUCACUGCUGUCUUUCCUUGUUGGGUGAAAUGAUGAGAUACAUCAUCUCCACCCUCCUGGAGCCAUCAGUCACCCUGGGAGGGCUGGAAGGACAUGGCUAAGAGAAGUGUGAUCUUGUCGAUUCAUUUAGGUUUACUUACCAUCUUUCUUCUCUGGUGUGUAAGACAUUGUGUAGAUAGUUGCCAUCAAAACACUGCAAGUAAAAUCCUGCAUCAGGCUACUCUAAA